Melampsora larici-populina 98AG31 is the source of this 1042-nucleotide messenger RNA. RefSeq lists its product as uncharacterized. Lineage: Eukaryota; Fungi; Basidiomycota; Pucciniomycetes; Pucciniales; Melampsoraceae. The coding region runs from base 94 to 867 and encodes 257 amino acids. Gene Ontology annotation, cellular component: eukaryotic translation initiation factor 3 complex; cytoplasm. The transcript is spliced from 5 exons. The record is from RefSeq and is a predicted model, not a curated record. Gene Ontology annotation, molecular function: translation initiation factor activity.
CCUCUCUACAUCUUGACUUCCAACAUAAACCCCUCAAAAGAUCAUCCCUAGGACUUGCCUAUACAAACUAUACAUUCGGACUAACACAUCAAGAUGAGUGAUUGGGAUGCUAGCGACAACGAAAACCAGAAGAGCUCUUUACCGGUGAUACCAAUCACAGCUACUGUGAAAACCAACAAAUGGGCAGACGAGGACGCAGAUGAAGAUGUAAAGGACGAUUGGGAGGCGUCUGAAGAUUCUGAUAGCGAGAAAAAGCAAGAGGCAACAAAACCCAAAGGGCCCGUUCGCAAUAAAGGAAUCACUAAAAUGAAAAUCGCUGAAAAGGAAGCUGAAGAAGCUGCUCGACUUGCUGAGCUCCAAGCAAAGGCUGAGGAAGAAGCGGAUCCAAUCUUGAGGAAAAGACGUGAACAACAGAGAACGGUCGAGGCUGACAUGGAGAAUGCCAGAGGACUUUUUGGCGAUGCUGUUAUAUCGUCUAAUAAUGAAGACCCGAUGAAGAUGAACCCUAAAACCAAGGAGGAUUUUGAGGCCAUGUCUACAGCUUUAUCCAAGUUGAUAAUAUCUAAACAUGGCUCAAAAGCCCUGUAUCCUACUUUCUUGGAACACUUCAUACGUCAAUUAGCCGCACCCAUCAGCGAUGUCCACGCCAGAAAGGCUGCUUCCGCACUCACCACAAUAGCCAAUGAGAAACAGCGGAUAGCUCGUGAUGCCAAGAAAGGGGGAAAAGGAGGUAAAGUUAAACCAACCUUGGGUGGUGUGGUAGGAACAAGUGCGAGCGCAGGAGUCAAAGGUGGAAGGGGCGCCAUGGCUGACUUAGAAGUAUAUGAUCAAGCGCUCGAUGACGACUAUGAUGAUGAUUUCAUGUGAGAAUGUUGUUAUCAGUAAAAUAUACAAUAGAUGGUCCAACAGUCUUGUGCAAAUGUACACGGAAGGUCUUCUUGUUGAACAAAAUGGCCGACGCCGGAUCUGUACCGAUACCAUCCCAUCUCACCCAUUUCCCGUUAUCCUGCUCCUGUAAUGCCACCCAAAUCUUCAUAUUACG